CGCGCUGACGUCACGCCUAUAUAAACGGCCCCCGGCCCCUUUGUUCCUCCUCAGUGCGUCGUUGCUGUUCUGCCGAUCCCAGUCAGUGUCAAAAUGGUUGAAGCAGAUCGUCCUGGGAAGCUCUUCAUUGGUGGACUGAAUACAGAGACAAAUGAGAAGGCUCUCGAAGCUGUUUUUGGCAAAUAUGGCCGCAUCGUGGAAGUUCUCCUUAUGAAAGAUCGUGAAACCAACAAGUCAAGGGGCUUUGCUUUUGUCACCUUUGAGAGCCCGGCAGAUGCCAAGGAUGCUGCGAGGGAUAUGAAUGGAAAGUCUUUAGACGGAAAAGCCAUUAAAGUUGAACAAGCUACCAAGCCAUCCUUUGAAACUGGUAGACGUGGGCCCCCGCUCCCUCCAAGGAGCAGAGGUCCCCCAAGAGGUCUUAGAGGAGGAAGAGGCGGAAGUGGAACACGAGGGCCUCCUUCAAGAGGGAAUCAUUUGGGUUCUUCCAGAGGCCCUCUCCCAAUGAAAAGGGGUCCGCCUCCACGUAGUGGGGGCCCACCACCUAAAAGACCGGCACCUUCAGGACCUGUGCGUAGCAGUAGCGGAAUGGGUGGGAGAGCACCCCUGUCACGUGGCAGAGACAGCUACGGGGGGCCUCCACGCAGAGAGCCACUGCCUUCACGAAGAGAUGUCUACUUGUCUCCCAGAGAUGAUGGGUACAGUACUAAAGACAGCUACUCGAGUCGUGACUAUCCAAGUUCCAGAGACACACGAGACUAUGCUCCUCCCCCAAGAGAUUACGCCUACCGUGAUUAUGGCCAUUCCAGUUCACGUGACGAGUAUCCCUCAAGAGGCUACAGUUAUUCUUCUUACAGUGAUCGUGAUGGCUACGGAGGGCGUGACCGAGACUACUCGGAUCAUCCGAGUGGUGGGUCUUACAGAGAUUCCUAUGAGAGUUAUGGUAACUCACGUAGUGCUCCACCUGCACGAGGGCCCCCGCCAUCUUAUGGUGGAAGCAGUCGCUAUGACGAUUACGGGAGCACCCGAGAUGGGUAUGGUGGAAGUCGAGAAAGUUACUCAAGCAGCAGAAGCGAUGUCUACUCAAGUGGCCGUGACCGGGUUGGAAGACAAGACCGAGGCCUUCCCCCUUCCAUGGAAAGGGGUUACCCCCCUCCGCGGGAUUCAUACAGCAGCUCAAGCCGUGGAGCACCCAGAGGUGGUGGCCGAGGAGGGAGUCGCUCUGAUAGAGGUGGAGGCCGAAGCAGAUACUAAAACUUUUAAAACUCUUGGACCAAAUCAGUUUUUUUCCUCCAACAAAAGGAACGUGGAAGUUUUAUUUUCACUCCCAGAGGACUACCGAAACGUUGUUUUUACCUUUUUUAUUGUUGCUUGUUAAGUUCCCCUCCAUUAUUGAUGGGUUUUUUGGUGAGGAAAAAGUAAACAUGUUUAAUUUCAUUUCACAAUUGUUAAUAUUUCUCUCAAAAAGCCGAUGUUAAAUGUAUGCCAUUUUUAGCCUGUGUACUAGUGUUGUAAACUUUCGAAGUAAACGUUAACACUGAAAUGCCACACUUCUCACCUCAUGAAUGAGACCAGCAAAUCUAAGGCUUCCCCAUAACAGCUUGCAGCCAUCUAAAAUGGCCCAUGGAUCAUUCUACACAUGCAAACGUGCCUACUUUCUAGGCAGACCGUAUUAGCUGUUGGAGGGUGGUGGGGAUGUGUGCCAAACUAAAAAUGUUAAAUAUUCUCUCGAUGCUGAAAUGCACACAGUGCUUCCAAAUACAAAAUUUCUUCAGUAUUGUGUAAAAUUCAGAAUAUCAUUCAGUCAUUAAAUCAAAACAACAAAAUGGAAAGU
Messenger RNA from Pogona vitticeps (central bearded dragon), 1831 nucleotides. Lineage: Eukaryota; Metazoa; Chordata; Lepidosauria; Squamata; Agamidae. The record is from RefSeq and is a predicted model, not a curated record.